This is a messenger RNA of Brassica rapa (field mustard), 3031 nucleotides long. Its product is annotated as wings apart-like protein homolog. NCBI's taxonomy places the organism in Eukaryota, Viridiplantae, Streptophyta, Magnoliopsida, Brassicales, Brassicaceae. The record is from RefSeq and is a predicted model, not a curated record.
ACGAUUUGAUUUUAAAACAUGGAAACAACGGCCAUCGCUUUUGUGGCUGCUCUCUCUCUCUCUUCUUCAACUAGAAAGAGAUCUCAGGAGCUCUGUUAGUUAUUCUUUUAUUCCCAAAAUACCCUUCCUUCGACUUCUCACCUAAAAUCUCCUCCAAAGUUCACAAAUUCAACGAUCUCGACGAUGAUGGAGAGAACGUACGGACGCCGCAAGCCGGAGAUCCCGCCGAGAACCCCAUCCAACUCUCUAAACGACAUCGUUUCGCAGCCGGAGUAUCUCUCCUCCUCUUCGUCCCCAGACAUCGAACCUUUUGAUUACCCACUCGUUCCUUUCUUCAGCCAAGAAUCGUCGUCCACUUACCGAGAGGAUUAUCCGGGGCCCGUACGGAGGGAGAAAAGAGCGAGGAACCGUCGUGAGGCUUUUGCUAUGACUUCCACGUUGCUAGAAGCGCAGGAGUUCGGGGAGCUGAUGGAGCACGAGGACGAGGUUAACUUCGCGCUUGAUGGGUUGCGGAAAGGGCAGCAGGUGAGGAUCAGGAGAGCUAGCUUGUCGUCUUUGCUUGCGAUUUGUGCUUCUCAGCACCAGCGUCGCUCGUUGAGAGCUCAGGGGAUCUCUCAAUCCAUAAUUGAUGCGAUAUUGAAUCUUAGCCUUGAUGAUAUACCAAGCAAUCUUGCCGCAGCCACCCUUUUCUUUGUGCUAACUGCUGAUGGUCAAGACGAGCACUUUAUGGAGUCACCCAAGUGCAUCAAGUUUCUGAUUAAGUUGUUGAAACCCGUGACUGUUACUAGCACCCAAGGGAAGCCGCCGAAUAUUGGAUUUAAGCUCUUAUCAUUACUUAAGGAUGUUGAUCCAGCACGGGAUGCAGUGAAAGUGAAUGAUCCGAGCUCUAGUGUUAUACUUUCAAGAGUUCAGGAACUUCUUGUUACUUGCAAGGAGAUGAGAUCUGUUGAUAGCUAUACAACUGAAACAACGAGACCUGAACUGAGUACGAAAUGGGUAGCUUUGUUGACUAUGGAGAGGGCGUGCUUAUCCAAAAUUUCUUUUGAUGAUACUUCUGGUUCUGUGAAAAAGACCGGAGGGAAUUUCAAGGAGAAACUGCGAGAACUAGGAGGACUUGAUGCAGUCAUUGAGGUUGUUAUGGACUGCCACACUGUUAUGGAGCGCUGGAUGGAAUAUGACGCACUCUCCGUCCAGGAUAAGAAAGAUAACCAGCAUAAGCAGAGUCUAAUGUUGCUCUUGAAAUGUCUGAAAAUCAUGGAGAAUGCUACAUUCCUCAGCAUAGACAACCAGAGUCAUUUGCUCGGAUUCAAGAAAUGUUUGGGUUCUCGUGAAUCCCGAAUGUCUUUCACAGAGCUCACGAUAAGUGUCAUUAAGAUGCUUUCAGGUCUUCACCUGCGUGGAGGGUUUUCAAGUUCUCACAGUAACAAUGUAAAUCCUCACUGUUCAGCUGGUGGUAUAUUGAGAGCUGAUCGUAGAGUGAACGAUGAGGUCGUGGCAAUCAGUUCAGAUACAUGCUCAAGUUUUGGCUCUAUCUCCACGAGGAAUGAAAGCGUAUCCCAGAGAAGCCAUACCAUAAUCGAUUUAGAUUCUCAAUCAAGUGUUUCAGGAAAUGAGCCCACUACGUCAACGACAAGACUCGGUUCCACCAUCCCUGCUUCGUUUGCAGGCAGAUUGGCGUCAUUAGGUAGUGACAUUGCCAGAAGUACAUCAAGGACUAGUCAAGUUGGAGAACCAAGUUGUAAAAGAAACGGAAACUUUUCAUUCACAGAGGAAAACGAAGAUCCUUUUGCGUUUGAUUUGGAGGAUUCUGAACCUUCCAAGUGGGCAUUAGUAUCUGUAAAGCAAAAGAAAUCCAGAGCUCAAAAGAAGAAAGGAUGUCACAAACAAAGUAAAGAUGAAUGUUGUUAUCAGCUGCACUCAAGCCAAGAGGAAUCAUCAAACCAUAGGGUAAAUUCCGAGGAAGAAUCAAGUGACAAAUACUAUAUAUCUCCGCAAGAAUCUUCUUCUACAAAUGACAUCGAUGAAGAAUGUCUAUGUCUUUUAUCUGAUUGCCUUCUAACAGCUGUUAAGGUUUUGAUGAACUUAACAAAUGAUAAUGCUGUGGGUUGUCGGCAAGUUGGUGGGUGCAGAGGGCUGGAAAGCAUGGCUGAAUUAAUUGCCAGACAUUUUCCGUCUUUCACCGAAUCACCGCUUUUCAGUGAGAUGGAAGAAACUGAACGUUUCCAUCAGAAGAAAGACAAACAUCUUACAGAUCAGGAGUUAGAUUUUCUCGUUGCCAUCUUGGGUUUGUUGGUUAAUUUGGUUGAGAAAGACGGCGUGAACAGAUCACGGCUUGCUUCAGCGAGUUUUGCUAUUACAAAACCAGAAGGGUUGCAAGAGAGUGAACCGGAGAUGAUUCCUUUGUUAUGUUCAAUCUUUCUCACCAAUCAAGGAUCAGAAGACACCAAAGAAGAAACAACUUCUUUCACCUUAGAUGAUGAAGAAGCUGUUUUAGAAAGUGAAAAGGAAGCGGAGAAGAUGAUUGUGGAGGCAUACUCUGCUCUACUACUCGCGUUUCUUUCAACUGAAAGCAGUACAAGUAUACGCAACUCCAUCAGAGACUAUCUCCCCAAACGCAAUCUAGCUAUUCUUGUACCGGUCUUGGAGAGAUUUGUGGCAUUUCACACGACUCUGAACAUGAUCCCUCCGGAGACACAUAAAGCAGUGAUGGAAGUGAUUGAAUCCUGCAAAUUACCGUAAAAAAAGCAAAUAGAAAAGGGCAAAUUAGUUCUUCAUUCGCCUUCUUCUCUGUACAGCUGCGAAAAAAAGACUUGGAAUGCUUUGGGGUGGUGAUUACUGACUCUGGGGAUUAUUAUACUGUGAUUCAUAGUGAUCAUGUUGAUGUAUAAUAUAAGGAUACAAGUAGUAUGUUGGAUCUUUUCCUUUUAGAGUUUAAUCACGAUGUUUGUCUCAGCUGCCUUUUACUUACACACUCCAUUCUUUUGUAGUUUUCUUGAUACACAUAAUCAUAUAUACAAGUUUGAUUUACAGA